Trichophyton rubrum CBS 118892 is the source of this 1371-nucleotide messenger RNA. RefSeq lists its product as uncharacterized. Gene Ontology annotation, biological process: DNA repair. Lineage: Eukaryota; Fungi; Ascomycota; Eurotiomycetes; Onygenales; Arthrodermataceae. The record is from RefSeq and is a predicted model, not a curated record. Bases 1 to 1371 code for a protein of 456 amino acids. The transcript is spliced from 3 exons. Gene Ontology annotation, cellular component: nucleus; Smc5-Smc6 complex.
AUGGCGGGACGAGCCAUCCAUUCCAAACGAGCCCUCUCUACGACACCUUCCGCCUCCGACCAGGACUCUGAGCCAUCACCACCGACGUCUUUCUCAUCAGAUAAGGAAAACCGAAGCGCGCGCGCGCUCCAGGUGAAGAAGCGGAGAUCCGGUGGCCUGACAGCCCCUCCAAUGUCCAGCGCAUCGAACAAGAAGCGGCGCGUGUCUGAACAAGUGCCUGAACAGUCACAGUCGACCCAUCAGCGCAGGCUCCGGCAGGUUGUAGACACAGACUUUUAUGAUCCAGAUCAGGAUCCAGAGGAAAGGAGGGCGGUCCGAAAGGGGCUGAGAGACCUUGCUUCAAAUCUAAACGAUUCUCGAAGUGAAUUUAUUCAGCUAGAAUCAAAUGGUAUUUUACAGACAGUUGAAAAAGCAAACGACCUAUUCAAGAAGGUCAAGCAAACCUCCGAUGCCACUAUCGAUUCUCGCCUCCUUGUCACAGCCGCGGAUCUCUCCUAUAAACGAACAGCACAGGCAUGUCUAGGAAACAAUGUAGCGGGCAUUGACGUUGACGAGUUUGUUUCAAAAUGCAUAUCCUAUAUGCGAAGAGAAACAUCGUCUGCCCUCCCUACUCCCACGCAGAGCAACCGUCGUAGCUCGGGCCACCCUUCACAGCGUGCAGCUGACAGUGACGAUGAAGAAGAACCCUUCAACUGGGACUAUCUUGGACGCAAUGCCUGUUUUCCGAAUAACCUCAAACCUUCCAUUUCGGGCUUUCUCCUUGGCCCGCUGUCCGUACAGAAACGGAUUCGUCAGUUGACACAACGAAGAGCGCGAGAACGAAUAGAUCCAUCCCAACUUGUACGGCCGAAUGAUCUUAAGGCUACAGAUUUGGGGAAGCAGGAAGAAGCAACUUUAACAACAAUGUGCACAGACAUACGAGCGAAGUUGGUUGAGAUACAGCUCCAAAGAGAAUCCUUAGCUCGUGAAGAGCUGUCAAAGAUGGGAGAUGUUACUGAGGCCGAGGCCAUUGCAGUUAUGGGCAAACACGGAAUAUCUGAUAAUGGUGGAAUCCCCCUCUUCCAGUUCUGUAUCAACCCAAGGUCAUUUGGCCAGUCCGUGGAGAACAUGUUUUAUGUCAGUUUCCUAGUCCGUGACGGAAGUAUAGGAGUUUCGAUGGACGGUAACAACCUACCUACACUACUUCCAUCACAACCACUGCUUCCGUCUGAGGCACGAGAACAAGGCAUUCAAAAGCAUCAAGCCGUUUUUGGCCUAGAUUUCGACACCUGGGCUCAACUGAUAGAGACAUUCGAUAUAAAAGCGCCGUUAAUCCCACACCGGAACGAUGAGGCUCAUCAGGCUCCGUCUACUGGCAGAUGGCAUCCAUAA